Hippocampus comes (tiger tail seahorse) is the source of this 1936-nucleotide messenger RNA. RefSeq names its product peroxisomal biogenesis factor 7 (gene pex7). Gene Ontology annotation, biological process: protein import into peroxisome matrix. Gene Ontology annotation, cellular component: cytosol; peroxisomal matrix. Gene Ontology annotation, molecular function: protein binding. The record is from RefSeq and is a predicted model, not a curated record. The transcript has 11 exons. NCBI's taxonomy places the organism in Eukaryota, Metazoa, Chordata, Actinopteri, Syngnathiformes, Syngnathidae. The coding region runs from base 298 to 1257 and encodes 319 amino acids.
UCCCGAACCGCGACCGCGUGACCGCAAAGAAGCUCGGAGGGUCGUUCAACGGACCGCUGCAAAAGUCGCCAGCAGAGGACGACAACGAGUCAAAUAUGACGACGAAGAAGAAAACCCGGAAGCUCAACAACAAGAGCCGGACGUUUGCCAGGAGAACGCCGCCGCUUUUUGGAUUUCCUCCUUUUUACCGCAAAGUGGAACCGCCGAAGAGAGGGAUUCCACCUCAGAUCCACGCGCUCCACCGUUGCGGCGGCCCGCUUUGCCUUUUCUUUACGGGCGGAGCGGACGGCGGCGGCGAUGGAGACCAAGGUGUUCCGCUGCCCGGCGCGUCACGGCUACGCGGUGGAGGCGUCGCCCUUCUUCCCCGGCAGGCUGGCGUGCGCCGCCUCCCAGCACUACGGCAUCGCAGGCGGCGGCUCGCUGUUGGUCCUCGACGACACGCCGACCGGACCGGGCCUCGCCCGAAGGUGGGAGUGGAGCGACGGCUUGUUUGACGUGUCGUGGAGCGAAGCCAACGAGAACGUCCUGGUGGCGGCCGGGGGCGACGGCAGCCUGCAGCUGUGGGACCUUCAUCGCGACGCCCCCCUCAGGCUGGCCAAGGAGCACGCGCGAGAGGUCUACGCGGUGGACUGGAGUCAGACGAGAGGCCACGACGCCAUCGUGUCGGGAUCGUGGGAUCGCACCGCCAAAGUGUGGGACCCCACCCUCGGCCAAUCGCUCAGCACUUUCACGGGUCACCAGGGGGUCAUCUACAGCACCAUUUGGUCACCUCACAUCUCGGCGUGCUUCGCUUCAUCCUCAGGUGACGGCACGCUGCGAGUGUGGGACGCGAAGGCGGGCGCCUGCCGAUUGGCGGUGCCGGCGCACGACGCCGAGGUCCUGACCUGCGAUUGGUGCAAAUACGAUCAGAACGUUGCGGCGACCGGCUCGGUGGACGGCAGCGUGCGCGUUUGGGACCUGAGGAACCCCCGGCGGCCCCUCCAUCGGAUGACGGGCCACGACUACGCCGUCCGGCGAGUCAAAUUCUCUCCUUUCAGCGGCAACAUGGUGGCAUCCUGCUCGUAUGAUUUCACUGUAAGGUUUUGGGACUGGAAGCGGGAGAGCGCCCUCGUCGACACGGUGGCACAUCACUCGGAGUUUGUCUGCGGCUUGGACUUCAACCUGCACGUCCCCAACCAGGUGCUGGACUGUUCGUGGGACGAGACGGUGAAGAUCUACACGCCGCCGUGUUUGUCCGGCGCCGGGCCCCGGCCGUGACGAGGUCAACCCGCGCCCCCGCCCCGUCAGCCGCCCCGUGAUGUCGUCGAGUCGAGGAAGCGGCGCGGCGAGGGACGGACCGUGACCUCCAGACGAAGGAGGCGUCGAGGCCUUCUCUGUUUGCGGGGACGGUGAGAAAAGGCCAAGGGAAGCGUUUGGCCAUGCCCGCAAUCAGUUUUUGCGCCAGCUCGCCGCGUCCUCCGAUUUGCGGUGCGUCCGGCGAGCGUGACGCAAGCGGUCGACGGGACGCCUCGGCUUGUCGUCGCUGCUCGCCGACGUGCGCGGGCUCCGGGCCCGAUGAAGGCGGCGCUGCCCGGAGCCGAGUCUCCCCAGAUAACUUUGAGCUUCCUCUUCAACCUUCGACCGUCGGCCGCGCCGAAACGGAAGCGUUUGAGCUUUCCGUUCAAAUGAGUCUGCUAAUCUUUUUGCAACAAUAGACCCCCGCCCACGUGGGCCUGCUGCUAAUCCUCUGCCGGAGUUAAUUGGAAGGAUGCCCCCACCCCCCCACCCGUGACCUCAAAGUCAUUUCCUGAUGCAAAAUUAAAACGAGAGAAUGUGAAAGCUGAGAGGCUGAAUUCCAAUUUGUGCGGGGAUGUCGAACCAUGCGCAGAACACGACCAAGAUCGAAUGCUUUGAACCGCCUCAAAAAGGAAGCGAGGAAUCCGCCAUGCAACGAAAU